Messenger RNA from Drosophila grimshawi, 1575 nucleotides. Its product is annotated as tRNA dimethylallyltransferase. The coding region runs from base 143 to 1528 and encodes 461 amino acids. The record is from RefSeq and is a predicted model, not a curated record. Gene Ontology annotation, biological process: tRNA modification. Gene Ontology annotation, molecular function: tRNA dimethylallyltransferase activity. NCBI's taxonomy places the organism in Eukaryota, Metazoa, Arthropoda, Insecta, Diptera, Drosophilidae. Gene Ontology annotation, cellular component: mitochondrion. The transcript is spliced from 2 exons.
AACGGAUCAACAAGUGGUUUAAGUACACGUGCGCGGAAAUGUGAGAGCAUGCGCCUCUCCCUCUCUCUCUCUCUCACUCAUUGCGCUGUAAAUUUCCGCAAAAACACUUGUGGAUAAAUUGGAUGUGAAAUUAAAUAAAAAAAUGUUGCGAAAGGUGCCAUUAAUAGUGAUAUUGGGCUCUACAGGCACGGGCAAAACGAAACUAUCGCUGGAGCUAGCCGAACGCUUUGGCGGCGAGAUAAUUAGCGCAGAUUCCAUGCAAGUUUAUACAAAUUUGUAUAUUGCCACAGCGAAGGCGACCAAAGAAGAGCAAUCGAGAGCCCGGCAUCAUCUGCUGGAUGUGGCAACACCAGCGGAGCCUUUCACUGUCACCCAUUUUCGCAAUGCAGCGUUGCCAAUUGUCGAACAACUGUUGGCCAAAUCGAAGCCACCAAUUGUUGUUGGCGGCACCAAUUACUACAUCGAAUCCCUGCUCUGGGAUAUACUGGUAAACACCAAGGAUGAGCAGACCGCAGAUGAUACAAACUCAACACACGAACUGAGCACUGCUGAGCUGCAUCAGCAUUUAACCAAAAUCGAUCCGAGUAGUGCGAAUCGCAUUCAUCCAAAUAAUCGCCGGAAAAUUCAACGAGCCAUUGAAGUCUAUCAGAGCACGGGGCAAACUCUGACAACCAAAUUGGCUAAGCAGCGCCAGCAGCCAGGUGGCAAUCGCUUGGGUGGUCCCCUGCGCUAUCCACAUACCAUCCUGCUCUGGCUGCGCUGCCGGCAGGAUGUGCUCAAUGAGCGACUGGACAAGCGUGUGGAUGGUAUGCUGCAUCAGGGACUGCUGCAGGAGCUGCGCCACUUUCACAAUUCCAAUGCGGCUGCCACGCAGCAAGCAUUCACAAAGGGUGUGCUGCAGACCAUUGGCUACAAGGAGUUUGUGCCGUAUCUGACAAAAUAUGACGAUCAGCAGGAUGCUAGUGUGGAGGCGUAUCUAAGCGCUAACAACUACCAGCUGCCCAGCAACGAGCAGCUGCUAAUCAUCGAGAGCAGCGAAUCAGUGCAGUUGGCUGCCAGCCUACAACUGCUACGCAGCUGUUGUGACGAACUGAAGCUUGUGACGCGUCGCUACUCCAAGAAGCAGCUGAAGUGGAUCAACAAUCGAUUCCUCGCCAGCAAGGAUCGACAAGUGCCCGAUCUUUACGAGCUGGACACAAGUGAUGUGAGCAAGUGGCACGAUUGCGUCUAUAAGCGUGCCGAGUGCAUCAUCGGUAGCUAUCGCCAGGAGCAAAUCUGUGAGUUGGAGCCCAUGGCUAAGCGUGUGCAUCCAGGCGCCGAUCUUGACGAGGAGACGAGCAACUUUUGUGCCAUCUGCGAGCGACUCUUCAUUGGGGAAUAUCAAUGGAACCUGCAUCUCAAGUCGAACAAACACAAACGUCGACGGGAGUCGCAGCGACGCAAGGAGAGGCAAGCGGCAGGAAAAGAUGCAGCAACAACGACGGCAGCAACAACUGCCUCUGAGCCGUUGUCUGAUAAGGCGCUGUAAAUUGAGAGACACAAUCAGACAGAAAUCUAUCUUCGAAGUGAAACGUA